AUGUUUGUACAACGACGCGUUGUCGAUGCUUGUUUAAGACAUUUAACACCACGAAUUAGCCAUGAACAAUCAUCAAUAAUUCGAGCAAGUGUUCAAGCACAAAGUCUUCGUCACAAAAGUGAUUCAAAAGAUGUCUCAAAAAAUACUGACGGCAAAGUCAAGGGACAUAUCAUUGGUAUCGAUUUGGGUACAACUAACUCAUGUGUUGCUAUCAUGGAAGGCAAAACACCAAAAGUAUUGGAAAAUGCUGAAGGUAUGCGAACAACACCAUCCGUUGUUGCUUUCAGCAAAGAUAAUGAACGUCUUGUCGGCAUGCCUGCUAAACGCCAAGCAGUAACUAAUCCUCAAAACACAUUCUAUGCUACAAAACGUUUGAUUGGACGAAAAUUUAACGAUGACGAAGUUAAAAAAGAAAUGCAAAGUGUAUCGUUUAAAAUUGUACGUGCCUCGAAUGGUGAUGCCUGGGUAGAAGCAAAUGGUAAAACUUAUUCUCCAAGUCAAAUUGGUGCUUUCGUUUUAAUGAAAAUGAAAGAAACUGCUGAGAAUUACUAUGGUUCACCGGUGAAAAACGCUGUUGUUACUGUACCAGCCUAUUUCAAUGAUUCCCAACGUCAAGCAACAAAAGAUGCCGGUCAAAUCGCUGGCUUGAAUGUCCUCCGUGUAGUGAAUGAACCAACAGCUGCUGCACUUGCUUAUGGUCUCGAAAAAUCGAAUGAUAAGAUUAUUGCUGUAUAUGAUCUCGGUGGUGGUACAUUUGAUAUCUCAGUUCUUGAAAUGCAAUCGAAUGUAUUCGAAGUCCGUUCAACCAAUGGUGAUACAUUCUUAGGUGGUGAAGAUUUUGACAAUACAUUGCUUAAACAUCUCGUUGCUGAAUUCAAGAAAGAAAGUGGAAUGGAUAUCACAAAAGAUCCACAAGCUAUGCAACGUUUGAGAGAAGCAGCUGAAAAAGCUAAAUGCGAAUUAUCGUCUGCUGCUCAAACUGAUAUCAACUUACCGUAUUUAACAAUGGAUGCGUCUGGUCCCAAACAUAUGAAUUACAAGAUUACACGUGCUCAAUUCGAAAAUCUUGUAGCGCAUUUAAUCAAACGAACAAUUGAUCCAUGCAAAAAAGCCAUCAAAGAUGCUGAUGUCAAAGUCCAAGAUAUCAAUGAUGUCAUUCUUGUCGGCGGUAUGACUCGAAUGCCUAAAGUUCAACAAACUGUUCAAGAACUCUUUGGUAAAACACCAAAUAAAUCUGUUAAUCCUGAUGAAGCUGUCGCCAUGGGUGCUGCCAUUCAAGGUGGUGUACUUGGUGGUGAUGUUACUGAUCUUCUCCUUCUCGACGUUACACCACUCUCAUUGGGUAUCGAAACAUUAGGUGGAGUUUUCACAAAACUUAUCAACCGUAAUACAACUAUUCCAACUAAGAAGAGUCAAGUCUUCUCUACGGCUGCUGAUGGACAAACCCAAGUCGAAAUUAAAGUACAUCAAGGUGAACGUGAAAUGGCUGCCGAUAACAAAAUGUUAGGUCGAUUUAAUUUAGUCGGUAUUCCACCAGCACCACGAGGUGUUCCUCAAAUCGAAGUAACAUUCGAUAUUGAUGCUAACGGUAUUGUACAUGUAUCCGCUCGUGAUCGCGGUACUGGCAAAGAACAGCAAAUUGUUAUUCAAUCAAGCGGUGGUUUGAGUAAAGAUGAAAUUGAAAACAUGGUUCGUGCUGCUGAGAAAUUUUCAGCUGAUGAUAAGAAACGACGUGAAAUGGUUGAAGAAGUCAACCGUAUCGAAUCAAUCUUACAUGAUACUGAAUCAAAAAUGGAAGAAUACAAAGAUCAAUUACCAGCUGAUGAACAUGCCAAAUUGAAGGAAGGUGCUGCAAAAUUACGCGAAAAACUAUCCAACAAAGAUAACGAAACCCCACAAAGCAUCAAAGACGCUGCUGAUGAAUUUCAACGACAGAGCUUGAAAUUAUUCGAAACUGCUUACAAAAAAAUGCAAUCUGACCGUGAAAGCUCACAAUCAUCAGGCAGCUCAUCAUCAUCAUCAGAUCAACAAUCAUCUGAUGAAGAUAAAGAUAAAGACAAACAAGAACAACAAAAUAAAUAG
This is a messenger RNA of Adineta ricciae, 2082 nucleotides long. NCBI's taxonomy places the organism in Eukaryota, Metazoa, Rotifera, Eurotatoria, Adinetida, Adinetidae. The record is from the annotation of a GenBank genome assembly.